Molecule: messenger RNA, 5738 nt
Organism: Poecile atricapillus (Black-capped chickadee)
Lineage: Eukaryota; Metazoa; Chordata; Aves; Passeriformes; Paridae
Gene: GFPT1
Product: glutamine--fructose-6-phosphate transaminase 1
Exons: 20
Coding region: 146-2245 (699 amino acids)
Biological process (GO): UDP-N-acetylglucosamine metabolic process; carbohydrate derivative biosynthetic process; protein N-linked glycosylation
Molecular function (GO): L-glutamine:D-fructose-6-phosphate transaminase (isomerizing) activity; carbohydrate derivative binding
Source: RefSeq, a predicted model, not a curated record
CGUCCCGGUUUGGGGCGGGGCGGCGGCGGCGCGGCCAAUGGCGGGCGCGGCCCGGGGCGGGGCGGGCCGGGGCCUGCGCUGGGCCUGGCGCUGAGGGGCGCGGCCCCGGCGCCUCAGACAGCGCGGCUGCGGAGCGGGACUCGCCAUGUGCGGCAUCUUUGCUUACCUGAACUACCAUGUUCCCCGGACGAGGCGGGAGAUCCUGGAGACCCUCAUCAAGGGGCUGCAGCGCCUGGAGUACCGGGGCUAUGACUCUGCAGGUGUGGGACUGGACGGUGGAAAUGACAAAGACUGGGAAGCCAAUGCUUGCAAAAUCCACAUUAUCAAGCAGACGGGGAAAGUGAAGGCUCUGGAUGAAGAGGUUCACAAGCAACAGGACAUGGAUCUGGACAUCGAGUUUGACGUUCACCUGGGGAUCGCCCACACGCGCUGGGCCACGCACGGGGAGCCCAACCCUGUCAACACCCACCCGCAGCGCUCCGACAAGAACAAUGAGUUCAUCGUCAUCCACAACGGCAUCAUCACCAACUACAAGGACCUGCAGAAGUUCCUGGAGAGCAAGGGCUACGACUUCGAGUCGGAGACGGACACGGAGAGCAUCGUCAAGCUGGUCAAGUACAUGUACGACAACCGCGACAGCGACGACAUCAGCUUCUCCACGCUGGUGGAGAGAGUCAUCCAGCAGCUGGAAGGAGCUUUUGCCCUUGUGUUCAAGAGUGUUCAUUACCCUGGGCAGGCAGUUGGUACCAGGCGAGGCAGCCCCUUGCUGAUCGGCGUGCGCAGCGAGCACAAGCUCUCCACCGACCACAUCCCCAUCCUGUACCGCACAGCCGUACAAUCUAUGGAUCAUUCUUUUGAUGGAAUAUCCAUAAAAAUGGAGGAAGGGAAAGACAAGAAGGGAAGCUGCAACCUGUCCCGAGUGGACAGCACCACCUGCCUGUUCCCCGUGGAGGAGAAAGCUGUGGAAUAUUACUUUGCCUCUGAUGCCAGCGCUGUCAUCGAGCACACCAACCGUGUCAUUUUCCUGGAGGAUGAUGAUGUGGCGGCCGUGGUGGACGGGCGUCUGUCCAUCCACCGCGUCAAGCGCACGGCCGGAGACCACCCGGGCCGGGCUGUGCAGACCCUGCAGAUGGAGCUGCAGCAGAUCAUGAAGGGAAACUUCAGCUCAUUCAUGCAGAAGGAAAUAUUUGAACAGCCAGAAUCUGUUGUUAACACCAUGAGAGGAAGGGUCAACUUUGAUGACUACACUGUGAACCUGGGUGGGCUGAAGGAUCACAUAAAGGAGAUCCAGAGGUGUCGGCGUUUGAUCCUCAUCGCCUGUGGCACAAGUUACCACGCAGGAGUGGCAACCCGGCAGGUGCUGGAGGAGCUGACAGAGUUACCUGUGAUGGUGGAGCUGGCCAGUGACUUCCUGGACAGGAACACCCCCGUGUUCAGGGAUGAUGUCUGCUUCUUCCUCAGCCAGUCAGGGGAGACUGCAGACACCCUGAUGUGCCUUCGCUACUGCAAGGAGAGGGGAGCCCUGACCGUGGGCAUCACCAACACCGUGGGCAGCUCCAUCUCGCGCGAGACCGACUGCGGCGUGCACAUCAACGCCGGCCCCGAGAUCGGCGUGGCCAGCACCAAGGCCUACACCAGCCAGUUCGUGUCCCUGGUGAUGUUUGCCCUGAUGAUGUGUGACGACAGGAUCUCCAUGCAGGAGCGGCGCAAGGAGAUCAUGAGGGGGCUGAAGGGGCUGCCAGACUUGAUUAAAGAAGUGCUGAGCAUGGAUGAUGAGAUCCAGAAGCUGGCCACAGAGCUGUACCAUCAGAAAUCCGUCCUCAUCAUGGGACGUGGCUACCACUACGCCACGUGUCUGGAGGGAGCCUUGAAAAUUAAAGAAAUCACCUACAUGCACUCGGAAGGCAUCCUGGCCGGGGAGCUGAAGCACGGCCCCCUGGCCCUGGUGGACAAGCUGAUGCCUGUGAUCAUGAUCAUCAUGAGAGACCACACCUAUGCCAAGUGCCAGAACGCUCUCCAGCAGGUCAUUGCACGGCAGGGCCGGCCUGUGGUGAUCUGUGACAAGGAGGACAUCGAGACCAUCAAGAACAACAAGAGAACAAUCAAAGUUCCCCACUCAGUGGACUGUCUGCAGGGGAUCCUGAGCGUGAUCCCCCUCCAGCUGCUGGCCUUCCACCUGGCCGUGCUCAGGGGCUAUGAUGUUGAUUUUCCAAGAAAUCUGGCCAAGUCCGUAACUGUAGAGUGAAAGAUCAUCUGACUCAUAGGGGCAAAGGGGAAUUAAAUGAAAGACUUUUUUUGGUACCAAAAUAACUCCAUUUUAAAGCCCCCUAGGUAAAUCUUAUUUUGGUAAAUUGUUGUUUGUGUAUAAGAUCACCAUAAUUCCAUUACAUUAGUGAUUGUCCAAUCGAUUCCACAUGCUAUGUCAACAGCUCUGGGUUUUUUUGAUCAAUAGACUUCCAUGGAAGAUGUUAAAAGGUUUUCCUUAAAGAUUGCUGAGUCUUCUAGGUAAGAACUCCACUUUGCUGUGAGCUGGUGUCAUUGUCUCUGACCCAUUGUGGCUCAUUCCAGUCACUGAGCAGAAACCUCUGAAGGAAUUGGCAAAGCCCUGCCAUGCUCCCAGGCAGUGCAGCAGGACAGCAGAACACCCAGCUGCAGCAGCAGCUGCUCCUGCUCACGCCUGUGCAGAUAUUUGAGCAGUGAAUGAAGCUGCAGGCAAACCUUUGGGGUAAAUCCCUGCCUCAGGUGCAAAAGGGAACUCAGCUGAGCUCACCAGGGCCCUGCCAGGGAGGUGAUGCUGCUCCAGAAGGGUUUGAGCUGUGCCAAAAACAGAGCAAGUGACAAUCUCAGUGCUGUGGGACCCAGCUGGGGCCAGAGGAGUGACCAGAGCUCGCUCUGAGCUGCUGCUGCUGCUGCUGCUGGGUGUUUGGGGCUUUUUAAAACAAGUUCUCCUGUGCUGAGGAUUUUCCCCUUGAGCUGAGGGGCACUGUGAGCACACCUGAGUGACCCAGCUGUGCCUGAAGGGGAUAAAAAGGCUCCAUAAACACGACAGAAAUAAAUACCUUGGUAAUAUUUCUAUAACAAGCUUGAGGAGAAUCAAAAAUGACGCAGGAAAUAGAUCUUCAGGACUCAAAACCUGGCUUUUUCAGAGUCAUCAAAGGGCAGUUGUGAUGUAUUUCCUAAUGUGAAAAGGUGAAUUUCCUCCCAUCUUGCUGGGUUUUGAGUUAGCUUUACUCAGGCAGUGUAAAACCAUGCCACAAGGUAUAAAAGGGUGCUGGUGAAUAUCCCAGGUCAUUCACUGCCCCUGAAAAAUGGCUUCAGCAAAUGCAGUGCUUGGGGACUGCCCAGUGCCCUGUCAACCCCUGGCACAGGGGACCCAGAUUCCCAAAUUCUGUGGCCAUUCUGCUUUGUACAAACCCACAGGGACUAUUUUAUUUCACUUCAGUGUCAGCUGCAGGCUGAGUUUCAUGAUGAGAAUGAAAUGCUGCACACAGCCUCUCAAAGCCAGUGUAUGUGUUUAUUAAUCUGUCAUCUUCAGAUUUAAUUGAUGAACACAUUGUGCUGCCAGUGUCUGUUUAAGAACAAAGCAGGAAAUGCUGCAUUUUGGUAAAUUCAGCCAAUGCUGUGUGUGAGGCCUGGGACAGCUGUGCCCCUGCCUAAACCUGACCUGUAGCUCUUCCUGCUUCACUGGAGGAUGGUGAUUGUCCUGAAGGGGAAAACAAGGCUUGUGCAAUGCUCACAGGUGGGGGACAGCUCCUCCUCCUCUUCCUCCUCCUCCUCCUCCUCCUCCUCCUCCUCCUCCUCCUCCUCCUCCUCCCCCCCCCCCCCCCAGCAGCUUUGCUUUGGAGCCCUGUGCAGGGCUGGCUGCAGGCUGGGAUGUGCAGUGUCCAUCCUCUGUUCUCACAGCAGAUCCCACCUCAAACAGCCCCUCAGGGGAACGAUGGAAUUCCCUUUUCCUGCAGCUUUUACCCUGCCUUGCAGCGAGGGCAGGGGCAAACAGCCCCUGAACCCGAGCUGCUGCUCAGUCCAAGGCUGUCAGUGCAGGCUGUUUGUGAAAGUUGUGCACAAAGAGGACCAAAGAGCAGGAGUUUGAGUUAGAAAUGCCCAGUCUGGCAGUGGAGCUCGUGCUGGGUUUGUGCUGUGCCACACAAAUCCUCGUUGUUUGUAGCUGGAGGCACUGAUGGGCCAGGGGAGCAGGCAGGGCCAGCCCUGCUCCUGCCAGGAAACUCUGGAGUGUCCAACUCUGGAGUGUCCAACUCUGGAGUGUCCAACUCUGGAGUGUCCAGCUCUGCCUGAUCCAGGGCUGCUGCCCUCAGGGAGCCUGAGGGAUGCUGAGGGCUCAGCCUCAGGAUGCUCUGGAGCUCACCUGAAUGAAGAAUUCCUCUGCUGAGCGUGGCAGGGAACCUGUUCAGCAUCUCCUUGUUGUUGUUGUUGUUGUUGUUGUUGCCAUGCAGUGUGAAGUAAGAAUGUACAAAGGACUCUUUUUAGCUUUCCUUACCUCAUUUUGUCCAGGUGUUGCAUUUCCAUGAACAGAUGAUGUUUCUCUUUUCCUUAGAAAACUCUUAGGAUGUCUCGUGGUAUUUAUUAACAGCCAGUCAGUCUUCUGCUCUCCCAAAUGAAUGUUUUGCUUACUGAGCCAGUGAAAUUCUCUCCUUCCUCACUGAGGUGUUGAAAAAUUCAGUAGCCCUUUCUCUAAAACUGAGCCACAGGUAAAUACAAAAUACAGAUCAAGGCCUUUUCCAUCUGGAAUAGCAGCUUCUAUUCCUGCCUGCUUUGGUUCAUUUGGUGUAACUUCCUCACCUGCAGAGGCUCAGAGGGGAGCCCUGAGCUCUUGGGGGGGUUUGAAUCACCAAAUUAAAUUUAAUUACCAAAUUUAAUUACCAAAGAGCCAGCUCAGCACUCGUUUCUGCCCAGACAGAUUCCACACACAUGGAAAUUGAGCUGCACAUGGAAUUUGCUGCAGACAGAAAGGGUUUUUCCCCCAGAUUUGUCACCAGAGCCCAUCAGUGCCUGGGCAGGGCCAUCUCCUGGGUGAGGUGGGGACCCCCUGUGCUGAGAGAGCCAAAACUCACCCAGAGCAUUUCCCAGCCCCGUGGGAUGGAGCUCGUGGGCAUCACAGAACCCCCAGCCUGGAGCCCUGAGCCCAGCCCAGACACAGAGGGGUGCUGGAGCUGCAGAGUGAAGCCUUUAAAGGCACAAAUCAAAGCCAGAGCAGAGCAGAAGUGGCCCUUUCCUCACCCUGGCUGUCCCCAGGAGCCCCUGAUGCCACAAGAAAGGUGCCUGUGAUGGAUGGAGGGGCUGGAGCAGCUUCAGUAGCACAUUGGUGUUUAGCUGUGGCUGAUUUUAGAUCCUACCUGAAUGUACCAAACUUGCCUCAAAGCAGGACUCCCUUCUCUUCACCAGGAGCAGGAAGAAGAAACAGAAGUAUUUGGGUUGAAAAAAAACAAAAAACAAAACAAAAAAACAAAAAAAAAAAAAAAGGAAAGAAAACUCUUUGCCUUCAAUUCAGUUUCUGUAAAUAGACAUUUGAGUGGCAAACCCACAUUUCCUCCCUUGUAGAUUCUCUGCUGUAAAUAUCCAGCUGGCUUGGGUUCUGGGGACCAGACUGUACCGUGUUUUGUUGUGUGCUGUAUGCAGAAGAUGUCUUACUCUGUCUGUUCUAUAAUUUGGGUUUUGUCUCUUUGCUUACCUUUUUUGUAUCUCACCCUUUGAAUAAAAUCAAGUGCCCUACAUGAAACAAA